AUGGAGUCGCCCACCAAGGAGAUUGAAGAAUUUGAGAGCAACUCUCUGAAAUACCUGCAACCCGAACAGAUCGAGAAAAUCUGGCUUCGGCUCCGAGGGCUGAGGAAAUAUAAGAAAACGUCCCAGAGGUUACGAUCUUUGGUCAAACAAUUAGAGAGAGGGGAGGCUUCAGUCGUAGAUCUCAAGAAGAAUUUGGAAUAUGCAGCCUCCGUGCUUGAAUCUGUGUACAUUGAUGAAACCAGGCGACUCCUGGAUACGGAGGAUGAGCUCAGUGACAUCCAGUCAGAUGCAGUGCCUUCUGAGGUCCGAGACUGGCUGGCUUCCACCUUCACACGGCAGAUGGGGAUGAUGCUCAGAAGGAGUGAGGAGAAGCCGCGGUUCAAGAGCAUCGUCCACGCAGUGCAGGCUGGGAUAUUUGUGGAGAGAAUGUAUAGACGGACAUCAAACAUGGUUGGACUGAGCUAUCCACCAGCUGUUAUUGAAGCAUUAAAGGAUGUGGACAAGUGGUCCUUUGAUGUCUUUUCCCUCAAUGAAGCCAGUGGGGACCAUGCACUGAAAUUCAUUUUCUAUGAGUUACUUACUCGCUAUGAUUUGAUCAGUCGUUUCAAGAUCCCCAUUUCUGCACUUGUCUCAUUUGUGGAGGCCCUGGAAGUGGGAUACAGCAAGCACAAAAAUCCUUACCACAAUUUGAUGCAUGCUGCUGACGUCACACAGACUGUGCAUUACCUCCUCUAUAAGACAGGAGUAGCAAACUGGCUGACGGAGCUGGAGAUCUUUGCUAUAAUCUUCUCAGCUGCCAUCCAUGACUACGAGCACACCGGAACCACCAACAAUUUCCACAUUCAGACCCGGUCUGACCCAGCGAUUCUGUACAACGAUAGGUCUGUUUUAGAAAAUCACCAUUUGAGUGCAGCCUAUCGCCUUCUGCAGGAGGAUGAGGAAAUGAAUAUUUUGAUCAACCUCUCGAAGGAUGACUGGAGGGAGUUUCGGACCUUGGUAAUUGAGAUGGUGAUGGCCACAGAUAUGUCCUGUCAUUUUCAGCAAAUCAAAGCAAUGAAGACUGCUCUUCAACAGCCAGAAGCAAUUGAAAAGCCAAAAGCAUUAUCCUUGAUGUUGCACACGGCAGACAUCAGCCAUCCAGCAAAAGCGUGGGAGCUCCACCAUCGCUGGACCAUGUCACUCCUGGAGGAGUUCUUUAGACAGGGCGAUAGAGAAGCAGAGCUGGGUCUGCCUUUUUCUCCUUUGUGUGAUCGGAAGUCCACCAUGGUUGCCCAGUCACAAGUAGGUUUCAUUGAUUUCAUUGUGGAACCCACCUUCACUGUGCUCACAGACAUGACAGAAAAGAUCGUGAGUCCAUUCAUUGAUGAACCCUCUCAAAGUGGGGGCACCGGGCAGAGGCGUUCAAGUUUGAACAACAUCAGUUCAACAGAUGUAAAGCGAUCAGGUGUCAAGAGCUCUGGCUCAGAAGGAAGUGCCCCAAUCAACAACUCUGUCAUCCCUGUUGACUAUAAGAGCUUUAAAGCCACUUGGACUGAGGUGGUACACAUUAACCGGGAGAGAUGGAGGGCCAAGGUGCCCAAAGAGGAGAAGGCCAAGAAGGAGGCGGAGGAAAAGGCUCGCCGGGCUGCAGAGGAGAAGCAAAAGGAAAUGGAAGCCAAAAGCCAAGCCGAAGAAAGUGCAUCUGGCAAAGCUGAGAAAAAGGCGUCUGGGGAAGCUAAGAAUCAAGUCAACGGAGCACGAACAAAUAAAAGCAACAACCCUCAUGGGAGAAAUUCCAAAACUGAAAAAUUAUCGGGAGAAAAGCAGCAGAAUGGUGACUUGAAAGAUGGUAAAAAUAAGACAGGCAAGAAGGAUCAAUCUGAUGUCGGAAAUGAUUCAAAGAAAACAGAUGGCACAAAGAAGCGUUCUCAGGGCUCACCUGCCCCAAGCACUAGCUCCACGAGUCACCUUACCUUGCCAGUCAUCAAGCCUCCUCUGCGUCACUUUAAACGCCCUGCUUAUGCAUCUAGCUCCUAUGCACCUUCAGUCCCAAAGAAAACUGAUGAGCAUCCUGCAAGGUACAAGAUGCUGGAUCAGAGGAUCAAAAUGAAAAAGAUUCAGAACAUCUCACAUAACUGGAACAGAAAAUAG
Molecule: messenger RNA, 2130 nt
Organism: Rangifer tarandus platyrhynchus (Svalbard reindeer)
Lineage: Eukaryota; Metazoa; Chordata; Mammalia; Artiodactyla; Cervidae
Source: the annotation of a GenBank genome assembly